ACAUUUGACAACCAAAAGGGCGAGAGGGGCCAAAAACAAAUAAUUAAUAAUGAAAUAAUGAUUUCGAGUUAGAAAACUGCGACCUUCACACCACAAAUUGACCCUUGUUCUCUUUACAGAUAUGUUAAUCUUUAUAUCCUAAUUUAAAACAAGAUUUCUGUUGUAGAAAUAAUUUUAGUGUUACCGUUAAAUAGAAUAGUAGAAUUGUGGUUUCACCGUUAAAAUCUUUAAUUUAUACUUAAAUAAUGGGAUAUGCUCCAAAUACAGAGGACAAAAGAGCCGUUGCUUCGAAAAUUGACAAAAAUGUAUUUGAGUUUAUGAACAAGAAAUUUCCGAUUCCUUCCAAACUCUCUUAGAACAUUACUCAAGACCUCUCCUGACUCAGCUAGACCCACUCAACUUAUCUCCGUCUUCGUCGGAAAUAGAGAAAGUCGUGUCCGAGAAAGUCGCUUAGUUAGAGCUAAACAGCACAACCGUCGCAACAUUUUUUAAUGUUUUGAAUCCAUGUUUUUAUUAAUUGGCUGUGGGAUAAUCAUAAUCGUCACAAUUGUGGCGAUAUGGCGCUCAAAAAAACCUUUAAAAACUAUCUUAGCUGAAGCAAAAUACGAAUUGCUUUACAAUGCAGUGGGAUCCAGGGCUAUCAUUGAGGAUGUGUUUAUGCGGAGUAGAAACAAAACGGACUUGCCGAUUUUGUCCGGGAAAGUCGCCGUAAUUACUGGAGGUGCCAGAGGAAUAGGGGCUGAAGUCGUGAAAAUGCUACUUCAGUGUGACAUACACGUUAUAAUUGGUUGCAGGAAUACUCAAGCAGGAGAACAAGUCUUACAAAAAUGCCGAGACAGUGGGGUAACAACGGGGAAUAUCACCGUUUACAAAUUAGACAUAAGUGUGUUAGAUUCUGUUAAAAGUUUUGCUAAAGUAGUAGCAGAAAAACACCCGAAAAUAAAUUAUUUAAUCAAUAAUGCUGGGAUAAUGUUUGGCCCGUAUAUCGAGAGUCGCGAUGGCUACGAAUCUCAAUUUUCGACAAAUUACUUGGGUCACUUUCUUCUGACCCAUUUAUUGCUCCCGCAAUUGUGCGCCGCGGGAACUGAGACUUUAAAAUCCCGAAUUGUCAACGUCUCCUCAUGUGCCCAUCUAGUUGGAGAAAUCAAAUUCGAGGAUAUUAAUAAUCGGCAUCAAUACAUUUCCGCGGAAGCAUAUGCGCAGUCAAAAUUAGCACAAGUGCUCUUUACUAAUUAUUUGGAAAGUAUCUGCAAGAAAGAGAAUAUGCCAGUGCAAUUACAUUCCGUCCAUCCUGGUAUAGUAAAUACAGAGCUGUUUGAUGGCACACAUUUGAAGAAUUUAGCGCCUUGGAUACCGUCUUUGAUGUUUAAGACUCCUGAACAAGGCGCAAUUCCGAUUGUCCACGCUUGUCUUUCCCCACACUUGGAGGGAAAAGGCGGGACUUACAUUCACAAUUGUCGGAUUUUUUCGACGAGCGAGAACGCCAAAAGUGAGGAUUUACAAGAGAAACUGUUCAACUUCACCAAAGAUUUACUCAAGAUUGAAGACUUUGGUCAAGCGCACAACAAUAAUAACUAAAGACUUAAAAGUGUAUAGUUUUAUUGUGUUAAUAAUUUUGUUGCUUUUACAUGAUUAUUCUUUGGCUUAUAUUACUAAAAACAUGUAAAUAAAUAAUCUCUUACAAAUCA
This is a messenger RNA of Tribolium madens (black flour beetle), 1688 nucleotides long. Its product is annotated as retinol dehydrogenase 12-like. Lineage: Eukaryota; Metazoa; Arthropoda; Insecta; Coleoptera; Tenebrionidae. The transcript has 5 exons. Bases 505 to 1578 code for a protein of 357 amino acids. The record is from RefSeq and is a predicted model, not a curated record.